AUGCACAAGAGCAACCAGGAGCUGAGCGUGCCCAAGGUUGUGGGGGACUUCAAGGUGUACAACGUAAGCGGCUCCCCAUUCGAGGUUCCGUCCAAGUACACGCUGCUCAAGAUCCUUGGCAUGGGUGCCUACGGUAUCGCGUGCAGCUGCUUGGAUGGCGACACUGGCGAGAAGGUGUCCAUCAAGAAGUGUCGCGACGUGUUCCGCGAUGUCGAGGAUGGCAAGCGAGUGCUGCGCGAGAUCGACAUGAUGCGCUUCUUCCACCACGAAAACCUGCUCAAUGUGGUGAACAUUUUGCCUCCGCUGAAGUGCGAAUACCACAGCUUCGAAGACGUGUACGUCGUCACUCCGCUCAUGGACGUAGACAUGAAUGUCGUACUGCGCUCUCGACAGGUGCUGGAGGAGUCGCACAUGCAGUACUUUGUCUACCAGAUUCUGCGGGGCCUCAAGUACCUGCACAGCGCGAACGUCGCCCACCGAGACUUGAAGCCAGCCAACCUUGUCACAAACAUCUCUUGUGAGCUCAAGAUUAUAGACUUCGGGCUGAGCCGCAGCGUCGAUGUGCCGUACUCGGAGCUUACGGAUUACGUCAUCACGCGCUGGUACCGCCCGCCGGAGCUGCUUCUGGAGAACACGAACUAUUCCACCGCAGUCGACAUAUGGUCUGUUGGCUGCAUCUUUGCUGAGAUGUACAACCGUAAGCCCGUUUUCCCAGGUCGAAAUACGAUGGACCAGCUGCGCAUGAUCGCGCAGCACAUUGGCAAGCCGCCGGCCAGCAUCGUCGAGCACCGCGAGGCGCUGGAGAAGCUGAAUGAGCUGCCGGGCGGGUCGCUCAACAUUCCUAAACUCGUCCCCGGGCUGGCUGGCAACACGGAGGGCAUAGACUUUCUCUCCAAGAUGUGGACGCUAGACCCGAGCAAGCGUCCGACCGCGGCUGACAUGCUCGCGCACCCAUACCUGGCCCACCUGCACGACGAGGAAGAUGAGCCGGCCUGCCCCUGCCCCUUCCUGUGGGCACAUGAGAGCACCCCGAUGGGCGUCUCGGAGCUUCGUCGCGCCUUCUGGGCCGACAUUGUCGACUACAACCCGUCUCUGGAGCACGCCACGCCUCCAGCGACAACGGCUGGUGGCAGCAGCUCAAAGAACGGUAGCGGUCACCAUCACUAG
Leishmania mexicana MHOM/GT/2001/U1103 is the source of this 1167-nucleotide messenger RNA. RefSeq names its product putative map kinase 3. Gene Ontology annotation, biological process: protein phosphorylation; intracellular signal transduction. Gene Ontology annotation, cellular component: nucleus; cytoplasm. Lineage: Eukaryota; Euglenozoa; Kinetoplastea; Trypanosomatida; Trypanosomatidae. The transcript has a single exon. Gene Ontology annotation, molecular function: MAP kinase activity; ATP binding. The coding region runs from base 1 to 1167 and encodes 388 amino acids. The record is from RefSeq and is a predicted model, not a curated record.